This is a messenger RNA of Hemibagrus wyckioides, 2742 nucleotides long. Its product is annotated as PKc_LIMK_like_unk domain-containing protein. The coding region runs from base 219 to 1208 and encodes 329 amino acids. Gene Ontology annotation, cellular component: cytoplasm; nucleus. Gene Ontology annotation, biological process: actin cytoskeleton organization; protein phosphorylation. The transcript is spliced from 10 exons. The record is from RefSeq and is a predicted model, not a curated record. Gene Ontology annotation, molecular function: ATP binding; protein serine/threonine kinase activity. NCBI's taxonomy places the organism in Eukaryota, Metazoa, Chordata, Actinopteri, Siluriformes, Bagridae.
GUGUGUGUGAGAGAGAGAGAGAGAGAGAGAGAGGGGAAGGAAGAAAGACAGACAGAGUCUAUGUGUAUACGUGUGGUCGUGCUGAAGCAAUGCUGCUCUAAUUACACUCCAUCUUUCCUCUAAACACCGCUCUUCACUCUGUACCUGCGCUUCACGGACUCCAUCAGCUGUCCUACACUGUAAUGCUCUGACAGACCGUUUCUACAUCCAGCCUCAAGAUGAAUGUGAAUAGCUUAUUAAACAAAUGGACUCAGAUCCACAGGAUGUGUGAAGUGGAUGUGACGUCUGAACCGAGCAGUCCGACGCUGUACAAUGAGUCGUCAGAUGCUUACUAUCACGUGGACCGUUGGCAGAAGCUGCGCACAGCUGUGAGGAAACUCGAAUUUUGGGAGAACUUCAGCCAUGAACUUAUUGGUAGUGGCUUCUUCUCCAAAGUCUAUAAGGUGAUGCACAGCACCACACGCAAGGUGAUGGUGGUGAAGAUUUAUAAAAAUGACGUGGAUCAGGACAGCAUCGUCAGAGAAAUCAGCCUCUUACAAAAACUUUCUCACCCUAACAUAGUCAGGUAUCUUGGAAUCUGUGUGAAAGAAGACAAGCUGUAUCCCAUUCUCGAGUAUGUUAGCGGAGGCUGUCUGGAGGAACUGCUAGCUCGGAAAGAUGUUCCUUUGUGCUGGAGGGAGAAAGUGGACCUGGGUUCAGACAUCACCAGAGGAAUGAUCUACCUUCACUACAAGAAUAUCUACCACAGAGAUCUCAACUCCAAGAACUGUUUGAUAAGGGUGACUGCCCGAGGCAGAGAGGCUUUGGUCACAGACUUUGGUUUGGCCAGGGAGGUAGUCGAACUUCCUGCCAAAGACAGGAAGCUGUCACUAGUUGGUUCAGCUUUCUGGAUGGCACCAGAGAUGCUGCGUGGGGAACCUUAUGACCGCAAGGUUGACGUGUUCUCCUUCGGGAUAGUACUGUGUGAAAUCCUGGCCAGAAUCCCAGCAGAUCCAGAAAUACUUCCAAGAACGCAGGACUAUGGCUUGGACAUCUCUGCAUUCAGGAAGUUGGCUACUGGAUGUCCACAGCGUGUGCUCGACCUGGCAGCUAACUGCUGUUUGAUCGAGGCAUUCCGGAGGCCAUCGUUCACCGAGGUGCUGGACGAGCUGUCUGAUAUCGCAGAUACGCUGGAGCCACCUGCACACACAGAGCUGACCACCGGCUGAACUUCUUCACACACAGCAGUCCUACAGAAAAUCCUGCAUGCUUCUGUACAUACGCCUCUCCCGAGCGUCCGAGCAAAACAUCUCGACAGGAUCCAGCCGGACAGACGGGAACAGAUCGAGCUGUGAGCCUGACAGGCAUCGUUAAUGGAAUAAAAGACGCUGAAUAUUCUCUAUUCAGAGUUCCACUACUGACCUAAGAUCAGUUCGAUAAAGUUAUGCAGAAAUAUCAGAACUGCUGCUGCUGCUGCUAAACGGACACCAUAUUCAGAUUCCAUGGACAGUAUGAUCUAAAUUUAAGCUUUUCUUCAGUGUGUAACCGUUUUCGAGCCUUAACCAGUCACACCUUUGGGACCUGCUGUGUCACACAGGUUUAUACCUCACAUUUUAAUAUUAUCCAGACCUGGAAGAUAACAGAAUGAUGAUGAUGAUGAUGAUAUUUCUCCGUCGAUUCAGGCAUAAAGGUGAAUCUAUUUGAUAUUUUUGUACAUUUUUGUACAUAACACACACACACACACUAAGUAUUUUGCUACACAUUCCUCCAUAUUGUAUUUGUAUCUCAUCUCAAAAGUUGCUUUUUAUUAUAAUGUGCUUGCCGAGUUGUGUAAAAUAUUUCUUAUAUAGUAUUAAGAGAUGUUAUUCAAACACGACCUCCUACCUUGUGAGGUUUGCGUUCACACUUUCAUUAGCACCAGUGUUCCUUUUUUUUUUUUUUUUCUAAACCAGGAGGUCAGUCCAUGUUUGUUAGAAGAAUCAAGACUCAAUAGGACCAAAAAGUGUGCUAGAUUUUCCCUCUUGCUAUCUGUGCAGCAUGUUAUCGAUCAGCUCAGCUCCCUAUUUUUUAACGUAUUAAGUACAUUCAUUUGUUUUUCUUGAACAAGGAAGUAUUUGCUUUAUAAAUAUUGCACAAUAGUAAGUGUAUAAAUUAUAUACUGGCACAGCCAAAACUAUUGGCACCCUUGGAUUUUAUCGAUACAGUAAAACAUUUUGAAAUGGAAAGACCUUUUCAUCAUCUUAUUCAUGCAUGUUUGGUUUGCAGUGAAAGUGUCUGCAUGGACAUUCUUAAAUGGCCUGUAUUAUAUUACUCCUAAUACAUGGAUCGUAAAAUACAUAAUGAAUUAAUAUGAAUAUUAAUCCAUGACACAUUUAAGAUCUAGUUACAUAAAAUUCCUUGCGUACAAAGAUCCAUGUAAGCAUCUACUACGAACAAACAGUGAAAAAAUGGUGGGUUACAAAUAAUUAAUAACAAAUUGUACUCAUUAGCAAAUUGCGGUGGUUUUAGAGGAAUAAAAUAUGCUGUGAUGACUUUGCUUCACAACACACCAUCGCUGGUUAUUUUCUCUAAGAGUCACGAUUUAUUCCUUACUUAUCCUGUUAUAUUAUAGAUGAACAGGACUGUCACGCUCGCUCUGAUCUGAAGUGUAAAUGAAAACCAUGUACCACCGCUUUCAUCACACACACACAGACCCUUAUUAGCUUUCAUAUCUCAUUACCUGCUGUUUUAUUCCAAGCUCUGAACUCUUAGCUAUGUUAAUUC